Molecule: messenger RNA, 2814 nt
Organism: Durio zibethinus
Lineage: Eukaryota; Viridiplantae; Streptophyta; Magnoliopsida; Malvales; Malvaceae
Product: putative transcription factor KAN4
Biological process (GO): regulation of DNA-templated transcription; abaxial cell fate specification
Cellular component (GO): nucleus
Molecular function (GO): transcription cis-regulatory region binding
Source: RefSeq, a predicted model, not a curated record
GGCCUGCCCUGCCAGUCAAUCCUGGUAUAAAGAAAUGAAAAUGGGGAAUAUUCUAAUUCUGGGAAAAGCUAGGAAAAUUAAAUUAAUAAGAUAAUAAUGUUGUGAAGAUACAAAAAGAGUAGGGGAAUUCGAAUGGGGGAUAGCGAUCCUUUGCAAGCCAAGGUAUUGAGACUGAUUGAUAUCUAGAGAGAGUGAGAGAGAAAGACUGGAUUUCCAUUCCAAAUAUUCCAUGGAAUAGUACCCUUUUUUUUUUCUCGAAUUCCAACCAUUCCCUGGCAUAAACCACCAUUAUAUCCCUCGCUGGCACCUCCUUUUUCAUUCCCCAUUAUAAAGAUAAGGAAAAAAAGGACCCCUCUUUCCUCUCCCAUCGUUUCUCUCACUUUCUCUUUCUCUGGGGAGGAAAGGUCCCUGAUCCUUCUCUGCAUCCUUAAAUACAUAAGUUGCCCUUUUCACUUUCCUUCAAACUAUCAUCCCCCAAAAAAACUCUGUUACUUACUUUCUCUUUUCCUGCAAUUGUUUUUGCUUUUUCUGUUUUUGUUUAAUCUGACUGGUUGUAGUCUCUGCAAUUUUUUUAAACCUCUGAUCUUUCUAUCAAACCUAGAGGGAUCCUACUAAAAAGCCUAUAUUCUCUUCACACACUCACCCACAACACCCAUGCAAAUCAUGAGGCACUCAUGAUAUAAUCACAACAUUUCCCUUCGGUUCCUUUUCAGCUCUCUCUUCAUUUUUUCACCUUCGAAGUUCUAACCCCACUUUUCCUGUCCACUCUCUUCAUUCAUUCUCUCCAUUUUAGUUUCUUGUCUCGAUCGGUUAGCAUACCUCUUGCAGGGCCUUUUGACUAAGAUCUUCACCUUUUCCUUGUGUUCACAAGCUCAAAUACUAUAAUGAGAACCACACCUUUGCCUGAUCUAUCCUUGCAGAUUAGCCCACCAGCGGUUUCAUAUUGUAAGGCUAAGGAAAUGGCCUACGAUGGGUUAUCGAGAAAAUCAACCAAUAGUGAUAGAAGCUCAACGACUGAUUCUGGCAGCAGCGGAAGCGAUUUGAGCCAUGAAAAUGGAUAUAGUAAUCCCGGUUCUGGAGAGCCAACGUUGAGCUUAGGGUUUGAAAUGUCAGAUUUGGGUCCUUCCAAUUUACAGCAACCAAGAAACCUUCAUCAUCAUCACCAUCAAUAUCAGCCACAAAUCUAUGGUCGUGAUUUCAAGAGAAAUACAAGGAUGAUCAAUGGAGUGAAAAGAAGCAUUAGAGCUCCCAGAAUGAGAUGGACUACAACCCUCCAUGCUCAUUUUGUUCAUGCAGUCCAGCUACUUGGAGGACAUGAAAGAGCAACACCAAAAUCUGUCUUAGAGUUGAUGAAUGUCAAGGAUCUAACCUUAGCUCACGUGAAGAGUCACUUGCAGAUGUAUAGAACAGUGAAGAGCACUGACAAAGGAUCAGGUCAAGGGCAGACAGACAUGAGUUUGAACCAUAGGACAGGGAUUGUUGAUUUGGAUGGAAGACUAUCUUCCGGAAAAGCUGAUACCAACCCCUCUUAUUCUCUCAAACCAUCACCAAUCUCACCACAAUCGACACCACAAAGGACCCAAAGCGUUUCAUGGCUAUCCUCAACGGAGACAAAUAAUUUGAGCAUAUCAAGCAAUGGAAAUAGUUUGACUUUUAAGCCAAAUGAUGCUAAGGUGGAUGGAGACAAGGAAGUUCUUCAUGUGUCGGAUAGAAUGAAGGAGAGAUUAGAUUCCAGCUCCUUGUCACCUUCAGACAUGUUCCUUAACCUAGAAUUCACCCUCGGAAGGCCAAGCUGGAAAAUGGACUAUGCUGAAUCUUCAAAUGAGCUAACCCUUCUCAAGUGUUAGACACCAUAAAACCAGCUAAUAUAAUGUUUUUUCCUGUUAAAUUGGGGGAAAUUUCUAACUUGCAUGAACUAGCUUGUUCCAUGUUCUUUAAACUUCGUCAAGAAUAAAAAAGAGUGAAAGGAAGUUUCUGACUCUUGAUCACAUAUGAAAAUUUUUGCUGUACCCUUGUGAAUGUCGUCGAAACGCUCUUGUUCCAUAUAAUUUUGAUGCCAUUGUGGAAAAGCAACCGGUAUACUAAAAUCAAACAAUCAUCUUGAUAUUUCUGGGCCAUGGUCUAUGGUCCUUGCUAGCCUAGGGUUAUGCAGCCGUCCAGUAGGGUCCCCAACAAUGAACCGGUGGGUCAAGCCCUAGUGCAAAAUAUCUUGGACAGUUUAUGUCAAUCAAUUUCGCAUUCGGUGCUCUCUGCGAACAUUGAACUGGGUAUGGCCCUGCCUGCCUCCGUGACCAUGGAUAUGAUUGUAGCCAAGACUUGAAUGCUAAUGUCGCAUAGACGGAGCUGAGGGCUCUGGCCUUAGAAGUUGGAACGUAUGAUUUGAUAAGAGAUGGUCCAUACUCCAUAGUCCACACAUAUAACACGUUUACUGAAAAAUAGUAAUAAUGACCCUAUUUUUCAGAAUGAUCAUGAAUCAUGAUUGUUCUUCUUCAUAUUGCCAUACGAGCUGUGACCUUUUAUAUAGUACCAUUCCAGUAUCGAUACAUGCCGAGAAGAAGCUAAAGGGACCACCAAUUUUGGCUGGUUUUCAAUCGACUACUGGAUUAAUCCAAGAGUUUUAAAUAUCCAACUUACUUACUGGGAUUUCUUUGUUUUGGACUUGCCAGGAAAAAAAAACACUCCUAUAUAUGAUAAUUCAUACGGACAUGUAUAUUUCAUGUACAAAAUUACAAAUGUGUCGGCAAAAUAAGACUGCUGAUUAUAAAUUCUCCAUAUACAGCCAAAUUGUUUGAGGUCCCCUCCCCACCCCUGCUC